Messenger RNA from Beta vulgaris subsp. vulgaris (sugar beet), 1951 nucleotides. Its product is annotated as F-box protein At4g18380. Gene Ontology annotation, molecular function: protein binding. NCBI's taxonomy places the organism in Eukaryota, Viridiplantae, Streptophyta, Magnoliopsida, Caryophyllales, Amaranthaceae. The transcript has 2 exons. Bases 328 to 1554 code for a protein of 408 amino acids. The record is from RefSeq and is a predicted model, not a curated record.
UCUGUCCCCUUCAUCUCUCUCUCCUAUAUUAUAAUACGCGCAUAAUAUCCCCCCACUUUCCCUGUCUCUUUCACCUCUUCUCUCUCUCUCAUCUGUAUGACAAACCCGUGGAUCCAUCUCUUCCUACCAUUCCCUGCAGGCUGCAUCUCUCUUCCUUACUCUCUCUAUCUCUCCUCUUCCAUGUCCUCCCUCCUUCACUGAAACACCUACCUCAAAUCUCAACCUCUAUUUCUCCUUAUUCAAUCAGAUCUACCUUCACUUUCUCUCUCCUAGGGUUUCAAUUCCGUCGGAAAUUAGGGUUUCUCGAUUUAGAUCUGCAUUGAAGAAAUGUCUUCUUUCAGGGCAGAUCUGACGACGACCGCGAGAAUCUACCCUGAACCGUUUCUAGAUUACAGCAGCAGCAGCAGCAGCAACAACAACAACAGCGUAAUUGAUGGUGUUGAUCACUUCGAUAGAUUACCAGAUUCUGUGCUUUUGUUAGUUUUCAACAAGAUCGGCGAUGUCAAAGCUCUUGGAAGGUGUUGCGUGGUUUCUCGAAGGUUCCAGACUUUGGUUCCUCAGGUUGAAAACGUCGUCGUUCGAGUUGAUUGCGUGAUCUCCGAUGAUGAUUCCUCCUCCGCCGCUUCUUCAGCAGAUAAGUCUCGCUCUCCUUUCGCUAAUCUUGUUCGUCUCAUUUUCGGGAAUAUCUUUAAGCCUCUUCAGGCUUUGGGACAUUUCUUAGGGCCCAAGCGAUCUGGUCCCGGUGCUGCUCUUGUAACUGGACCUUCAUCGUCUUCGGCUUCGUUAUUGGUUGGUAAUGGGGUGGAUGAUGAAGAGGGGGAGCAGGGAGGUGUCACCCACCAUUCUCCAACUCAGGUGUUGAAGAACUUUCAUGAGAUUCGGUUUCUGAGGAUCGAGCUACCGAGUGGUGAGCUGGGGAUUGAUGAUGGAGUUUUGCUUAAAUGGAGAGCGGAUUUCGGCUCAACAUUGGAUAAUUGUGUUAUUCUUGGUGCUUCGUCGGUUGUUCACGUAUCCAAAAGUAGUCAAAUGAAUGAGAAUGAGCAGAUGAGCUCCAAUAAUGAUGAUAAUGGGAGUAUACCUGAGUCGUUUUACACGAAUGGUGGUCUAAAGUUGAGGGUGGUGUGGACGAUUAGCUCGUUAAUUGCAGCUUCAGCUAGACAUUAUUUAUUACAACCCAUAAUCGCCGAGCAUCAAACAUUAGAUAGUCUUGUUUUAACAGAUGCAGAUGGGCAGGGGGUGCUUUGUAUGAAUAGGGAUCAGUUGGAGGAGUUAAGGGUGAAGCCUUUGUCGGCUUCAUCUGCGUCAAAGAGGACUCUUGUGCCUGCGUUGAAUAUGAGGUUGUGGUAUGCACCUCAUUUGGAGUUGCCUGAUGGAGUUAUUUUGAAGGGGGCCACAUUAGUUGCUAUUCGACCCAGUGAGCAGUCAGGAGUCAGUGUUAAGAAGGAGAUAUCGGACUUGUCUUGGGUUUCUACUGCUUUUGAAGAGCCCUAUGGGACAGCAGCAAAGAUGCUGGUCAAAAGACGGACUUAUUGUCUUGAGAUGAACUCCUUUUGAGAAGCAAGUGACUAAGUGAGUAUAGGGAGGCAUUGUGUCAACAAAAAUAUGGGAGGAGGGGGUUCAAAGGGUUCUUGAAGACCGGGAAUACAAUUUUGUCUGCUAAUGACACGUAAUGGGCGGGGAUGGUGCCCUUUGAAGUAAACGUUGCUAAACUAUAUGGUUGAGGCACCAAUAAUCUGUCCUUUGUAUAAAAUGAACUUGUAUGGCACCUUACCAGGUUCAAAGAGUGUGUUUGGUUCAGUUGAUGCCAUAUGCUUGUAAGAAAUGCACACAUGCAACUAGAUGGAAGUGUUGGAGCUUUUGAGUUUGUGGAUGCUUUAUAAUCACCUAUCGAUUGUGAAUAUUGUAGGCAAUGAAUAUGUUGAUGCUUCAUUUGAUGCAAGUUUUUAUGUCA